UUUGUUCAUUCUACCUCUUCCCGAAAAGUUUUCAGCCAAAUCAUCCUUUUGAACCCCGUUGUACAGCGUUCAAUUGCUCGGUCUCCUUCUGAGCGUACUCUCUCUCUCGCUCCCUUCUCUCCCUUCUUAUCCUUUUUAAUAAACUUCCUCCCUGUAUCAUCCCGAGUCCUUUCGUUGCAAGGAAGCCUAGCACACGAUGAGCGCCCGGGAUUUGGUUCAGGGAGAGGCCGUCCUAGACGACGAGGAGAAUGACGAUGAACUAGUUGAUGACUAUGGCGGUGAAGGCGGCGAAGCCCAACAUGCGGGUGUCGCGAACCACUAUGACGACUCUAGCGAGGAAGACGACGAUGAAGAUGACGAUGAAGAGGCGGCCCGCGCGGUCCGGGAAGGUUUCAUCGUUGAUGAAGAUGAGGAAGUGGAAGAACGUGCCGCACGACGACGAGAGAAGAGAAAGCGAAGACGCGAGGAACGCGAGCGUGAUGAUGAGAAUUUAGAUGAAGAAGACUUGGAGCUGAUUGGGGAACUAAACCCAGAGCUCCAGUCUGUAACUGCAGCAGAAUCAAAGUUCAAGCGCCUAAAGCGUGGUAACAAAGAUCGGGACAUGCGACAAGCUUCGCAGGGCAUCGAUGACAUGUUCAACUCUGACGAGGAAGAUGAGCCCGCCGCAGAAUACGGCCGACCCGGCCACCGAAGGCAUAUGAACGAUGAGAUGGAUGACUUCAUUGAGGAGGAUGUGUUCUCAGACGACGAAAUACAAAGGGAAAGAGAAGAUCUGGAAGUUGCCCGUCCGAGGAAGUCGAUCGGUGUUGGGGCUACAGAUACGAGCGGGCUGGAUGAGAAUGCCCUCGAAGACAUGCGCGCCGCGUUUGGAGAUGGGAACGAAUACUACUUCGCGCUGGCAAUGGAGGAUGAGGAGCAAGAGCAAGAACAAGAUGUCGAAAAGCACCUGGAUCUCAAAGAUGUCUUCGAGCCUUCACAGCUGGCUGAAAAGAUGUUGACGGAGGAAGAUAAUCAGAUUCGUCUCCUCGAUGAGCCUGAACGACAUCAGAUCGCCCGCAAACCCUACCGCAAUGUUGUCUUGACAGAAGACCAAUUCCGUGAAGAAGCUGUCUGGAUCUCCAACCUUAUGCUCCUGAAGAAGCGCAUCGAACCCCAGCUCCGUGAGCCAUUCCAGCGGUCAGUGGCCAAAGUCCUAGAAUUCCUCGUGACAGAUGACUGGGAAGUUCCGUUCAUUUUCCAGCAUCGCAAGGACUAUAUGAUUCACACUGUCAAGGUCCCUGUGGAUGAGGCCGGCCCGGAUGCCGAUGCAAGCUCUCAGUACACUAUCAAGGCCGAGAAAUUGCUGAACAUGACUGAUCUAUGGGACAUUUUUGACCAUGAUCUGAAAUUCAAAGCCCUCGUCGACAAGCGGAACACGAUACAGAAGACCUAUGACAAUGUCCGGAGUGUUUUCUCCGUCGAUGAUGCCAUCGUGGAAGAAAUGCUACCCGCGGCAGCUACCAUGGAGGAACUCCAGGAUAUCCAGGAUUAUAUUCAUUUCCAAUAUGCUUCUCAGCUCAGGGAUUUAAAUAUGAUGAACGGUGAUACCAAUGGGGAAUCCCAGCGCCGCAAAGCGACGACCAAGACCUUCUUUGAGCGCGUCCGCAACAGCAAGGCUUACAGUCUAGUGCGCGCUUUUGGUACCACAGCCGACGCAUUUGCCCAGAAUGCUCUCAAAGAGGGCCGCCGCCAAUAUACUGAAGACCCGGCAGAACGACCCGAUGAGAUGGCAGAUGGGUUUGUGGACCGUGACUUUAACAACUCAUCUCACGUUGUCAAGGCCGCUAAGACGAUGUUUGCGGAGGAAAUUGUGAUGAGCCCCAAAAUGCGCAAAGUUAUUCGACAGGCAUAUUACAUGAACGGCGCUGUCGACUGCUUCCGUACUGAAAAGGGUCUCCGCCGCAUCGAUGAGCACCAUCCGUACUACGAGUUCAAAUACCUCAGGGAUCAACAGCUCAGCGAUAUCGCUCGUCGCCCGGAGCUUUUCCUCCGCAUGCUCAAGGCAGAAGAAGAAGGAUUGGUUGAGGUCAAGGUUCGCUUUGAGAACUUUGAACAUUUCCGACAACGCCUAUACCCUGAUAUCGAGUCCGACAACUACAGCGAACUAGCAGACGCUUGGAACCGUACUCGACGGGACGUUGUGGAUUUAGCCCUAGGAAAGCUUGAGCGUGUCAUCAACCGUAGCGUGAAAGAGAACAUUCGCCAAGAAUGUGAGAAUCACGUUGCGAAAGAAUGUCGCGAGGCCUUUUCCCAACGACUGGAUCAGGCUCCGUACAAGCCUAAGGGCAUGGUCCUAGGUACCGUCCCUCGUGUCUUGGCCUUGUCCACGGGCACUGGCACAGUCGGCCGGGAACCCAUUCACUGGGCUUACGUUGAGGAAGACGGUCGAGUGCUUGAGAACGGAAAAUUCGUAGACUUGUCCGUCGGGGACUCCGAUCGUGCUAUUGCCGAUGGUAAGGAUGUCGACGCUUUGUGUGAGCUCGUUGAACGUCGCCGUCCAGACGUGAUCGGUGUAUCGGGCAUGUCUCCCGAGACUCGUCGACUUUACAAAUUACUUACCGAGGUAGUGGAGAAGAAGAACCUGUGUGGUGCACCGUACACAAACGACCGCGAUGCCGAGGUGACCGAUCGUUUGGAGGUGGUCAUUGUUAACGAUGAAGUGGCCCGACUCUAUCAACAUAGCGAACGCGCCAAGAAGGAUCAUCCUAGCUUUGCCCCUCUUACACACUACUGUGUGGCAUUGUCUAAAUACCUCCAGAACCCUCUCAAGGAGUACGCAUCCUUGGGACGCGACAUCGUUUCGAUCCAAUUCAAGCCAGGACAGCAGCUCGUCUCCCAGGAGCUCUUACUGAAACAGCUGGAGACGGCACUGGUCGACAUGGUCAACCUGGUGGGAGUCGAUAUGAACGACGCGGUCACAGACCAAGCGACGGCGAACCUCCUGCCAUAUGUCUGUGGGUUAGGCCCUCGCAAGGCGGCCCAUCUCUUGAAGAUCGUGAAUAUGAACGGAGGCGUUGUGAACAACCGGGUGGAACUUCUGGGAGUCAACGCCCAAUACCCUGCUAUGGGUGUCAAGGUUUGGAACAACUGCGCCAGUUUCUUGUUCGUCGACUUUGAAAAUGCCGAUCCUGACGCGGACCCUCUGGACAACACUCGAGUGCAUCCGGAAGACUACGAUAUCGCGCGCAAGAUGGCUGCCGAUGCUUUGGAAUUGGAUGAGGAAGAUAUCAAAGCAGAGACAGACGAGAAUGGUCCUGGCGCCAUAGUGCGGAAGCUGUUCCGCGAGGAGGCGCAGGACCGAGUCAACGAUCUGAUUCUAGAGGAGUACGCCGAACAGCUAGAAAGAAACCUCAACCAGCGCAAGCGUGCCACUCUCGAAACCAUCCGAGCCGAACUCCAACAGCCAUACGAAGAAUUGCGGAAGCAAUUUGUCUUCCUCAGUACCGACGACAUUUUCACCAUGCUGACGGGCGAAACCACCGACACACUCUCGGAAGGCAUGGUGGUUCCAAUCUCCAUCAAGCGCAUCAGCGACGACCACAUCGAUGGCAAGCUGGACUGUGGCAUCGAUGCCCUGGUUGCAGAGUCUGAGCUGACGGAUCGCUACGACAUUCCCGUACGAGCCCUCUAUGCGCCACACCAAACAGUACCGGCCAAAGUGCUGUUCCUCAACCGGAAGACUUUCACCUGCAAUGUCUCCCUACGCGAAGAACAGGUCAGCCGACCAACCCGACCCGCCGCCGACCGGUUGCACUCGGGAGAAUGGGACUCGCGACAGGAGCAGCAAGAUCGGGAGGCGCUCGAGGCGAAGACCCAGAGCGGUGGACGCACGAUGCGUGUCAUCAAACACCCACUCUUCCGGCCCUUCAACUCGACGCAAGCAGAGGAGUUCCUGGGAUCGCAAACCCGGGGCGACGUCGUGAUCCGCCCAUCUUCCAAGGGACCCGACCACUUGGCAGUCACCUGGAAGGUUGCCGAUGGGAUCUUCCAACAUAUCGAUGUGCUGGAACUGGACAAGGAAAACGAGUUCUCCGUUGGACGGACCCUGAAGGUUGGCGGACGAUACACGUACAGUGAUCUGGACGAUCUGAUUUUCAACCAUGUCAAGGCUAUGGCCAAGAAGGUGGACGAGAUGAUGCUGCAUGAGAAGUAUCAAGACGGCAGCAAGGAUGCCACCUAUUCCUGGCUAAACACAUACACCAAGGCCAACCCGCGACGCUCAGCGUACGCCUUCUGCAUUGACCCCAAACACGCGGGAUACUUUUUCCUCUGCUUCAAGGCUGGAGAGCAUGCCCAACUACACAGCUGGCCCGUCAAGGUGAUUCCCCAGGGUUAUGAACUGCAGCGCAACCCCUAUCCUGACAUGCGAGCACUCUGCAAUGGCUUUAAGCUCUUGUUCACCAACAUGCAGGCGGGCAAACGCCGCUAAUCAGUGGAGAUUCUUGUUACUUUCUGUUCUUUUAUCACUACCCUUCUUCUGUAUACUGUGUAAUAUUCCCGUCCUUUUCUUUUUUUAUUUUAUUUCUUAUUUUUUUGGGGGCUCCGGCCGGUGUCAACAUGAUGAUGCUUUUGCUUCAAGGGAGAGAUUAUUGCAUACCGGGAGAAGAAAAGAAACGGGAUAGUUGGUAGAAAUCCAAUCACGAUAUAUAUAUCUAUAUAUAUUACCUCUAUUAUCCCGUUAAAUUGAGCUGUAGUUGAAAAUAAGAUAAACACGAAGCAAAGCAAAGAAUUCCAUCCAU
This is a messenger RNA of Aspergillus ochraceoroseus IBT 24754, 4778 nucleotides long. RefSeq names its product chromatin-remodeling histone chaperone SPT6 (gene spt6). Lineage: Eukaryota; Fungi; Ascomycota; Eurotiomycetes; Eurotiales; Aspergillaceae. Gene Ontology annotation, molecular function: nucleosome binding; DNA binding; histone binding. Gene Ontology annotation, cellular component: transcription elongation factor complex. Gene Ontology annotation, biological process: nucleosome organization; transcription elongation by RNA polymerase II; mRNA transcription by RNA polymerase II. The record is from RefSeq and is a predicted model, not a curated record. The transcript has 4 exons. The coding region runs from base 197 to 4468 and encodes 1423 amino acids.